Messenger RNA from Prunus armeniaca (apricot), 456 nucleotides. The record is from the annotation of a GenBank genome assembly. Lineage: Eukaryota; Viridiplantae; Streptophyta; Magnoliopsida; Rosales; Rosaceae.
AUGAACGAUCAAUAUUUCAUCACAUUCACGACAACCAAGGCUAAGGACUCAUAUGCUAUUCUCGACUCUAGAUAUCUUAUUCGACUUUUGUCAGCAGGAGUUCCUCCACUUCGGGCAGUAAAAGUAAUGAAUGGAAUGCCAUGCUACCUCGUCUACACUGGGUAUAUUUUCAAUGGGCUUUGCAAAAAAUUUGGUAUCAAGCCGGAUAAGUAUGAAUCUAGGAAGAAACUGCUCAUGAGUCUCCCGGUACAGGAACUUGAAAAAAUGACAUGCUGUAACAUUUAUCUCUGCCCAAAGGAUCACUUGGUUGCCGUUAUGGGUCCAAUUCGAGGAAUGAAGCUAGUCAGGAAGAUUGUGGAAGACUGCAUUGUUCAUAAUAUGCCUCCGGCACCUCGUGUAAGGAGGCUUGCAAAUUACAUUCAAGCGAUUAAAGGUGUUGAGGCGUUGAGGUUAUGA